Molecule: messenger RNA, 2156 nt
Organism: Drosophila sechellia
Lineage: Eukaryota; Metazoa; Arthropoda; Insecta; Diptera; Drosophilidae
Gene: VhaAC39-2
Product: Vacuolar H[+] ATPase AC39 subunit 2
Exons: 2
Coding region: 1042-2094 (350 amino acids)
Biological process (GO): proton transmembrane transport
Cellular component (GO): proton-transporting V-type ATPase, V0 domain
Molecular function (GO): proton-transporting ATPase activity, rotational mechanism
Source: RefSeq, a predicted model, not a curated record
AUCGGCCAAGUUUUGUCAGCUGCCAUGACUUUGUCUAAAUAUCUUUAGUCUUUGACAACGUUGAAAGGCAACAGGUGAAUCUCGUGAUUUAAGUUCAAUACUUAAACUCUUACCAUUUUUUUCCAGCACAUUCACAACUUCAGAAGGCAGAAUUUCUUUGAUGACAGUUCCAUUUUUCAUCUGCCAGUAGGAAUUAGUUCAGUUUGAUGGUAAUGCAACGUGAGGAGGUGUCUUUACUCGCAUUGACACCCCCCUGUGAUGGGCAAUUAAAUGCUUCGGUGGCAAUAAUAAAUGUCGCUUUAUUGCCACAUUUAUGCGAUGCACACGCGGCGACACUAACAAGGCAAAGAAAUAUCAAAAACAAAGGCCACGCGAGAAAUUCACAUGUUUAUUUUUUCUAGAUGAAUGGCCGAGUAUAUUGUAACAACUUGCAGUUGGAAUGCUAUUGGCACGAGCGCAGCUAGUUGACUGAGUAAACAAACAGUUGGCAGCAAGUAAACAAAUGGCACAGAGCAACAGGUGAUUUCCGUCCAGCAUCCUCCAGGCGCAUGUGCGGAAAUUGCGCGAGAAUAGGCCGAAAAAUAGCUAUCUGAAAUUCAAAAAGCAAGCUCUAGCUAGGUGCGUUUUCUUAAAACAAAAAUAAUCUAAUUGAAUACUUUAAAACAAAUAACGAAAUAUAUAAUAUCCUUUCAAAUUUAAACUUAAAAUUUAUAUACCGUUAGAGCUCUGCCAUAUUGUCAAAAAGGAUAAACGAUUGGCAGCCUCACACCAUCAGUUGCUCCAUCUAGCGUGCUUAAGGUGAACUGCAGCGCAUAAUCCGGUAGAUGACGCCAGCGAAAAUUCAAAUAUUAUCGUGGCCUAUAUUUAUAGCUAAAUAAAUAAUAUUUUAGCACCUAGAAUCCUUAGUGUUUAUAUGAGAAUCAAUUCACCCGAGAAAUACCUAUCACCGCAUGUUUCAUAGAUCGAUUUCAGCUCUCACUCAAAAGUUGCCUGGUGUCUGAAUUCCUAUUAGUAAUAGCUCGAAAAUAAUAAUAAGCCAAAAUGUCGAUGAUAUUCAAUACGGAGUACGGCUACCUGGAGGCCCUAACGCGUGGAUUCAAGAACGGCAUGCUGAAGCACUCGGACUAUUUAAAUCUGACCCAGUGCGAAUCGCUUGAGGACGUGAUGAUCAGCAUCCAGGGCACGGAUUACGGUCUCAUCUUCGGCGGCGAACAAUCAGCGCCGUCCGUUGAGAGGAUCGAGAGGUGCCUUAGGGACCGUCUGAUGCAGCAGUACUACUACAUACGCAGUCAUUCGACGGAGCCGCUGACCACCUUCAUGGAGUUUAUACGAUAUCCGUUCAUGAUCGACAACGUGGCGCUUCUGGUCGCUGGCCUGAAUAACCAUCGAUCCAUGAAGCGUCUGCUAAGAAUGUGUCAUCCGCUGGGCGAGUUCGAUCAACUUGGCGCCAUCGAAGUGGCCUCGAACUCCGCGGAGCUCUUCGACGCCGUCCUAAUUGACACGCCCAUUGCGCGUUUUGUGCCACGCGAUUUGCCCAUGGAGUCACUCCGUUACCUCGACGUGGAGAUUGUGCGAGCCCAUCUGUACCGUGCUUAUCUGGAGAAAUUCUACGCCUAUUGCAGCCAACUGGGCGGCAACACCGCCAACGUGAUGACCAAUCUGUUGUCCUUCGAGGCGGAUCGUCGGACCAUCACAAUAGCCGUGAACGCUAUUGGUAGUGAUAUCAGUCCGAAGGAUCGUCUAAAGAUGUUCCCCACCUGUGGCUACCUGCCCAAGAUAGCCUUGGCCUCCAUGUCCAAUUUGAAUGAAACUGAUAAAAUAAGGGAUGUGUGCAAUGUGUUCGAUGGCUAUGGCAAAAUGUUCGACAACUUGGAGCGCGACUCGGACGGCAUGAUUACGCUGGAGGACCGCUUUCUCAUGAUGGAGGCCAAGAAGAAUGUGCAGACCUUCCUGCAGCAGUACCACUUCGGGAUCUUCUACUCGUUCAUCAAGCUUAAACAGUUGGAGGUCCGCAAUAUCGUCUGGAUCAGCGAGUGCAUAGCGCAGCGACAGACAGACAGAAUCAACGCCUUCAUUCCCAUACCCUUGGACUAAAAACGAAUUUACUUUUCUUCUUCUCUGUGAAAUCUUAUAAAUAAAACACAAUUUCGCAUUAA